Molecule: messenger RNA, 2208 nt
Organism: Rhipicephalus sanguineus (brown dog tick)
Lineage: Eukaryota; Metazoa; Arthropoda; Arachnida; Ixodida; Ixodidae
Product: tectonic-1-like
Biological process (GO): cilium assembly
Cellular component (GO): ciliary transition zone
Source: RefSeq, a predicted model, not a curated record
CGCGCUAUGCUGUUGAGAUAAUUUUCUUUGUUGUCAUAUGGAACUCGAAUAUUCAGUUUGGUAAAUUGCGCCCAAAUAUAUGAGAAUGAUGAUUCUAAAUGACAAUGCUAAAGCAUGAGCCAGGAUCAGCAGUUAACCUAAAUGGUUUUCUUGCAUCUUCGUUUGCUGGGCUAACUUGUAUUUGCUGCGUUUAGCUUCAACUUCGGGUGGAAGACACGAAGAUCCAAGAUGCAGCUGCUAGUUGACAAGCCCAAUGGACUUUUCUUGGCUGUAUCGUGCAUUUGCUGCACAUUGAGCUUUGCUCCGUUUGCCAGUGCCAAUGAGAUGUCUACUGACGUAACAGCGGAAAUGUCCAACGUCACCACUGCACUGUCGACUAUUUUCGCUGAAGAAACAUCCCAACCAGAGCAAACCACCGCAGCAACGACGGUGACGCAAGCGACCGACGUUGUGACGACGACGGUGACGCCACUACCGGCAACGGCAACGCCUCCCAGGCCCUCACUUGCGGUGACGCCCACCGAUCGCUGCGGGUGCGACCUGACCGCCGGUUCGUGUGAUGUGGACUGUUGCUGUGACGGGGACUGUAGCCCGGACGACUCCCGGGCGUUCCAGCUCUGCACCGACAGGGAACCCGGGGAGCCGGACUUGAGGUACUGCACCAAGAGAGACGUCGUCUUCCGGAACAGGACGCUCUUUGAGAAGAGACCGGUGGGAGACUUGCUGUGCAUUGUGGUCGACAACGUCAAGAAGAAGGACGUCUAUCCAGAUCCGCCCGAAGUAAAGACACUGGCAGACGCCCACAGCCUUAUUAAGGGCAGGGUGACCCACGACUGGCCGACUGAUGACGCCUUCAGGCGUGAGCCGCAGGCCCUCUUCAAAGCUGGAAGCCCUGUACUUCGGGUCGAUGACGACGGCAGUAUUGGCGAGUGGAGGCUGCCGACCAAGCUGUUCAGUUCUCGCUGCGAAGCGACAGAAGUAAUCAUGUACCUUCGCGACGCGGACUACGAGUGCCGACGUAAGGUCACCGGCACCUUGGAACGAUCCUGCUCAUCUGAUUCCGCGUUCUCCGUAUUCACCUACCACAGCAACUUCUCCAUACAGUCCAGACCGGAUGAAAAGUUGAAAAUAGAGUCGUUCGUGUGUUACAACGACACCUGCCUAGUGGCCAACACCAGUGACUGCGCUCCUCGCUACGUCGAUGGCUCUUGCGACCACGUGGUUUCGGAGGCGUCCUUCCGAGUCUUUCACAAUGGUGCUGAUGGCAUUUCCAGGAUCGACGCCCACUACAAGCUCGUCACGCUUAAACCUGGCACUGUGGAGUUCGGCCAAAGGUUCAGCGUCUCCUUCGUUUGGCCAUCUUCGAAUGAAACAGCGCCGCUCAAAGUGAGCGGCAAUCCCGGGUACAUCACAGGGCUUCCAGUACUGGCGGGCUGCUUCGGUCAAAACGGGUCGGCCUGUCGGGAACAAGAUUUCCCGCAGUUCCUAAGUGUUCCAGAGUCAACUGACGGGGCCUGUACUUCUCCUGUCAAGAAGAGCGCCGUCAAGUUUCGCUACAAUGUCAGGACCGGCUGUCUACUGUGGCCCUGCAGGUUCCCGAACUGCUCGGCGCUGCAGGAAGCCUUGCUUGCCUACGUCAUAGGUAUGGAUCGUCACGUGACCCACGUGGCGAGCUUCGGAAACGUCAACAGGUCCCGGGUCGACGACUUCGUCCCCGUUCUGGUCGAGAACUCACCGGUGACGGACUCGACGCAAGCGGCCGCAUCUUCAUCGACGACGGUCGGAAGGGACGCCUGCGUCCUGCCCGUGACGGAAGUACGCGUCUACGUCAUGCACGCUCGGACCGAGCACGCGUCCAGGCCUCAGGAGAAGGUAGUUUCUGUUUUACGUUCGUACGGCAGAGGCGGCGCGGCCGAAGUUCGUCUCUCUCGACGACUGCCGGUGGAAGUGACGUACUCCGUCAACUUCGUUGACGUCACGAGCCCUCGUCGGCGGGUCUUCGCGCCUCCGCCCACGAUCGACGCGCGUCUGCCGCAGGAUUUUUUCUAUCCUUUCUUUCUGGAGUCGUCGGCGUCGAAAUAUCACAGCCCAAGCGCGAUCUCUUGUUCUUUGUCCCUCGCACUGCUCGUCGUCUUCGCAGCCGCCGACUUUUCGUGGCUGACGUAUCUGCCGUUAUUGGAGCAUUGUUAAGCCGGGGAACAUCUGGAA